Bipolaris zeicola 26-R-13 is the source of this 582-nucleotide messenger RNA. RefSeq lists its product as uncharacterized. The coding region runs from base 1 to 582 and encodes 193 amino acids. NCBI's taxonomy places the organism in Eukaryota, Fungi, Ascomycota, Dothideomycetes, Pleosporales, Pleosporaceae. Gene Ontology annotation, biological process: cytoplasmic translation. The record is from RefSeq and is a predicted model, not a curated record. The transcript has 8 exons. Gene Ontology annotation, cellular component: cytosolic large ribosomal subunit; ribosome. Gene Ontology annotation, molecular function: rRNA binding; structural constituent of ribosome.
AUGAAGUACAUCCACUCCGAGGAAGAGCUCCCCAUCCCUGAGGGCGUCAAGGUCAGCAUCAAGAACCGAAAUGUCGUUGUUGAGGGUCCCCGAGGCAAGCUGAGCAAGUCUCUCGGUCACUUGGCGGUCAGCUUCACACACCCCAAGAAGGAUCUGAUUAAGAUCGAGCUCCACCACGGCAUCCGCAAGAGUGUCGCCACUCUCCGCACCGUCCGCACACUCAUCAACAACUUGAUCAUCGGUGUCACCAAGGGUUACAAGUACAAGAUGCGAUACGUAUAUGCCCAUUUUCCCAUCAACGUCAACCUUGAGAAGAACAGCGAGUCCGGCUGCUGGGAGGUCGAGAUCAGGAACUUCAUCGGCGAGAAGCUCGUACGAAGGGUUAUCCUGAGGCCCGGUGUCGAGGUUGAGGCUUCCAAGAACGUCAAGGACCAGCUUGAGCUAUCCGGAAACUCACUCGAGGACGUCUCCCAGGGUGCCGCUGAUAUCCAACAAAUCUGCAAGGUCCGCAACAAGGAUAUCCGAAAGUUCUUGGACGGUCUGUACGUGUCGGAGCGCGGCAACAUUGUCGAGGACGCGUAA